GAACACCGCAAAUAUGAGGCUCUCUUUUCACCUCCCAAAAGAUAACACUAAACAUUCAGUGACUCACUCCCUUCUACUCUCUCCCAGAUCUCUCAAACUCAAACCCACCAUUUCCAAUCUCUCUCUCUCUCUAACCCAACUCAAAAUCUCAACAAUGGCAAUCUCCUCAGCCUCAGCCUCCACUAAACUCAUAUACCCUCAAACUCAAUCCUCUUUAUCAUCAUCUAUUUCAACCACCACUUUCUUAUCCACCCGCACAACUUCCAAGCUUACCCAUCUUUCCUCCUCCUUCACUCCCCUCACCCUCCUCACCACCAGCACCACCACCACUCCCACGCGCCGCCGCCACUCCUUCACCGUCAAGGCGGCGCGUGGGAAGUUCGAGAGGAAGAAGCCCCACGUGAACAUCGGCACCAUCGGCCACGUCGACCACGGCAAGACCACUCUCACCGCCGCCCUCACCAUGGCCCUCGCCUCCAUGGGCGGCAGCGCCCCCAAGAAGUACGACGAGAUCGACGCCGCCCCCGAGGAGCGCGCCCGUGGCAUCACCAUCAACACCGCCACCGUUGAGUACGAGACGGAAAGCCGCCACUACGCCCACGUGGACUGCCCCGGCCACGCCGACUACGUCAAGAACAUGAUCACCGGCGCCGCCCAGAUGGACGGCGCCAUCCUAGUCGUCUCCGGCGCCGAUGGCCCCAUGCCCCAGACCAAGGAGCACAUCCUCCUCGCCAAGCAAGUGGGUGUUCCCAACAUGGUCGUUUUCCUCAACAAACAGGACCAGGUCGACGACGAGGAGCUUCUCCAGCUCGUCGAGCUCGAGGUUCGUGAGCUUCUCUCUUCCUACGAAUUCCCCGGCGAUGACGUUCCGAUCACCUCGGGCUCCGCUUUGUUGGCUCUCGAGGCGUUGAUGGCCAACCCCGCCAUUAAAAGAGGUGAGAACCAAUGGGUUGAUAAGAUUUACGAACUUAUGGAUUCUGUUGAUAGUUAUAUUCCAAUUCCGCAAAGGCAAACGGAUUUGCCCUUUUUGUUGGCUAUUGAGGAUGUUUUCUCCAUUACUGGUCGUGGGACUGUUGCCACUGGGAGGGUUGAGAGAGGGACAAUUAAGGUUGGAGAUACUGUUGAUAUUGUCGGUUUGAAGGAUACUAGGAACACUACCGUUACUGGGGUUGAGAUGUUCCAGAAGAUUCUGGACGACGCUAUGGCUGGGGAUAAUGUUGGUUUGUUGUUGAGAGGGGUUCAGAAGGCUGAUAUACAGAGAGGGAUGGUUUUGGCUAAGCCCGGGACUAUUACUCCUCAUACCAAGUUUGAAGCAAUUGUGUACGUUUUGAAGAAGGAGGAGGGCGGGCGGCAUUCUCCGUUCUUCGCGGGGUACAGACCUCAAUUCUACAUGAGGACGACGGAUGUCACCGGGAAGGUGAACACGAUUAUGAACGACAAGGAUGAGGAGUCGAAGAUGGUCAUGCCGGGAGACCGUGUGAAGAUGGUUGUUGAGCUCAUUGUGCCUGUGGCUUGUGAACAGGGAAUGAGGUUUGCUAUCAGAGAAGGAGGGAAGACGGUCGGAGCAGGCGUUAUUCAAAAAAUUAUUGAGUAAUGUUUAAGAGAGAAAAUUAAAAAAAUAAAUUAAAAAAAAGGAGCAAACUUUGAGUUGGUUAGCAAAUUUGUGAGAACAUUUUGAGUGAUGGGCUAAAAAAAAAAAGAUGUUGUGUUCUCAA
Molecule: messenger RNA, 1715 nt
Organism: Morus notabilis
Lineage: Eukaryota; Viridiplantae; Streptophyta; Magnoliopsida; Rosales; Moraceae
Product: elongation factor Tu, chloroplastic
Exons: 1
Coding region: 14-1594 (526 amino acids)
Biological process (GO): mitochondrial translational elongation
Cellular component (GO): mitochondrion
Molecular function (GO): translation elongation factor activity; GTP binding; GTPase activity
Source: RefSeq, a predicted model, not a curated record